This is a messenger RNA of Daphnia carinata, 519 nucleotides long. It is a transcript of the gene Phf5a, whose product is annotated as PHD finger-like domain-containing protein 5A. The record is from RefSeq and is a predicted model, not a curated record. The transcript has 3 exons. NCBI's taxonomy places the organism in Eukaryota, Metazoa, Arthropoda, Branchiopoda, Diplostraca, Daphniidae. Gene Ontology annotation, biological process: mRNA splicing, via spliceosome. Bases 101 to 433 code for a protein of 110 amino acids. Gene Ontology annotation, cellular component: U12-type spliceosomal complex; precatalytic spliceosome; U2 snRNP.
UUGGACUACUUUGGCUUUUUGCAGACAGCUUGGUCUUACUCUUCACUUUGUGUAUCGAGAUUGAGAACUAGUGAAUAUAAAUUUGAAGGAAUUUUCAGUUAUGGCAAAACAUCAUCCAGAUUUAAUAUUUUGUCGGAAACAACCAGGCGUUGCUAUAGGUCGGUUGUGCGAAAAAUGUGACGGAAAAUGCGUCAUUUGCGACUCAUACGUGAGACCGUGUACGCUAGUACGAAUUUGUGAUGAAUGUAACUAUGGAUCAUAUCAGGGACGAUGUGUAAUCUGUGGAGGUCCAGGUGUAAGUGAUGCAUACUACUGCAAAGAAUGCACAAUUCAGGAAAAAGAUAGAGAUGGAUGUCCGAAGAUUGUCAAUCUAGGAAGUGCAAAGACAGAUUUGUUUUAUGAAAGAAAAAAAUAUGGUUUCAAAAAGAGGUAGCCAUUUUUUGCUUCCAGUUACCAUCAAGUCAUUAUCCAAGUGGUGAAUGUUAAAAAUUGUAUGCGAAAUACAUAAUGAUUUUUCUU